AUGAAGUUACUCCACACUGGUUCGGUAUUGGCUGCUCUAUCAUCGGUAGUCUUGUCAUUUCCAUUGACUGUCAAAGUCCCCGCCAAUGACAUUGAAUGUUACUACGGUCAGGUGCACACUGUGGGAGCCAAGGUCGGCUUUUCAUAUGCUGUCCAGGCAGGUGGCUCUUUUGACAUUGAUUUGACCAUUAGGGGUCCUGAUAAAAGAGUAAUCUAUGAACAACCAAAAGAUAGCCAGGGUGAAUUUGCAUUUGCUGCUUCAUCACCGGGUGAAUAUGAAUUCUGCUUCAGCAACGACAUGUCCACUUUCUCAGAGAAAACCGUUGAAUUCGAUAUCAGUAUUGACACCGAUAUCAAGGCUAGUCUACCAAGCAGUGUGGGUGUUGGAGAUACAGAUCGAGUUGAACAAUCUAUUUCCACCAUUGAGGACAGAACUUCCAGUAUGUUGAGAUCUCUCCAUUAUUAUAAGACUCGUAACAACAGAAAUGAGUCGACCGUCAAAAGUACUGAGGCUCGUAUUUUCUAUUUCUCUAUUUUUGAGGUAUUAUUGAUGGUUGGAAUGGGUGUCUUGCAUGUUACUAUUGUACAACUUUUUUUUACUGGAUCUCGUAAGCAACUUGUAUAA
This is a messenger RNA of Sugiyamaella lignohabitans, 624 nucleotides long. It is a transcript of the gene ERP3, whose product is annotated as Erp3p. The record is from RefSeq and is a predicted model, not a curated record. The coding region runs from base 1 to 624 and encodes 207 amino acids. The transcript has a single exon. Lineage: Eukaryota; Fungi; Ascomycota; Dipodascomycetes; Dipodascales; Trichomonascaceae. Gene Ontology annotation, biological process: intracellular protein transport; endoplasmic reticulum to Golgi vesicle-mediated transport; Golgi organization. Gene Ontology annotation, cellular component: COPII-coated ER to Golgi transport vesicle; endoplasmic reticulum-Golgi intermediate compartment; Golgi apparatus.